Theobroma cacao (cacao) is the source of this 3762-nucleotide messenger RNA. RefSeq names its product pumilio 4 (gene PUM4). NCBI's taxonomy places the organism in Eukaryota, Viridiplantae, Streptophyta, Magnoliopsida, Malvales, Malvaceae. The record is from RefSeq and is a predicted model, not a curated record. Gene Ontology annotation, cellular component: cytoplasm. Gene Ontology annotation, molecular function: mRNA binding. Gene Ontology annotation, biological process: post-transcriptional regulation of gene expression.
ACGGCCGUUUCGAAAGAAUCUGAGAGAAGACAUUACGCGAUCUCCAACCUCCAUACCUCGCCUCCCUCUUUGUUAAUUUUUUUUCCCAUCUAUUGAAAAUAAUUAUUAUUUUCGAUCCCCAAAAUUUUUUUUUGGUUUAAAGAAUUCAAUAAAAGAAAUAUAAAAGAAAGAGUAUUGAUCUUCAAGCACUGUUGAUUGAUUUUGGUGCUUUGUUGUUACUUGAUGCGGGGAUUUGCCUGAAGGUGUUUUUGGUUUUGGGGAUGGUUACAGGCAGUAACAUAGAUAUGCUACCAACUAUAGAUAAUGGUUUAGAAAGACAUGGUGGGAAUUUGGAAGAUAGUUUCACUGAGCUAGAAUUGAUUUUGCAAGCGCAUCGUAAUCAACAAUUUGUAGGUCGUGAAAGGGAUCUUAAUAUAUAUAGGAGUGGCAGUGCUCCACCUACAGUUGAGGGAUCCUUGAGUGCUGUUGGUAGUCUUUUUGCUAAUCCUGAUUUUGGAGACAUUAAUGGCAUAACUGCUGUUGCUGGUAGUAGUAGUAGUAGCAAUAAUGGAAUGCUGUCUGAAGAUGAGAUACGCUCACACCCUGCAUAUCUUUCAUAUUAUUACUCCCAUGAAAACAUAAAUCCAAGGCUGCCUCCACCGUUGUUAUCAAAAGAGGAUUGGCGUGUUGCACAAAGGUUUCAGGCUAGUGGGUCUUCCCUUGGGAACAUUGGGGACUGGAGAAAGAAGAAGUUGGUUGAUGGCGGUGAUAGUUCGUCCUUAUUUUCAAUGCAGCCAGGUCUUUCUGUACAACAAGAACAAAAUGAUUUGAUGGAACUGAGGAAUACCAAUGCAAGGAAUACAUCUAGAAAAAUGUCAGCUGAGUGGCUUGAUAGAGGUUCAGAUGGUUUGGUUGGGCUGUCUGGUACUGGGCUUGGUGCAAGGAGGAAGAGUUUUGCUGACAUUCUUCAGGAUGGACUUGAUCGACCUGCCACCUUAUCAGGCCAUCUCUCACAGCCAUCAAGUCGCAAUGCUUUUAGUGAUAUGUUGGAUGCAGCUAGCAUUGCUGAUCCCAGUCCACCAGGUUUUCAUAAUGCAGCAGAGUCCAUAGAGAGCUUGCCUGCUGGGGUAGCUCGUCCAGGUGUGGUAGGAGUUCAGAGCCAUGGUAAAACUACUUCUCACUCUUUUGCAUCUGCUGUAGGUUCAUCAUUAUCGAGGAGUACAACUCCUGAACCAUAUUUAGUUGGGAGGUCUUCUGGUUCUGGACUUCCUCCUGUUGGGAGCAAGGUUGGCCAUGCAGAAAAAAAGAAUAUCAUUGGAUCUAAUGUCCAAAAUGGGCAUUCUUCUGCUGUGACUGAACUUUCUGAAAUUGGAGCUACAUUAUCUGGGUUGACCUUAUCGAAAACUAGACAUGCAGAUGAGAAUAGUCAUAUGCGGUCUCAGCUUCAGGUUGAUCUGGAUAAUCAGCUAGAUUUUUCAUUCAAUAUGCCCAAUGGUCAUAAUCAGAGUUUGCAGCAGCAAUUCAUUGACAAGUCCAGUGCUGAAAAGCUUGCAUUUCCUACCAACCAUAUCGACUUGGCAAGGAAAAAGGGAAUUGCACCUAAUAUUAAUGCUUAUAAUAUUAGUUCCAAUGGACAAGUCAGCAUUCCCAAAAGAACUUCCUCUUCUGCAGAUCUUUACGCAAAAGUGCAUCCUUCAGGCCUUGGAAGUUUGGAAGUAUGUGAUGUUGGCCAUCCUAAUGUGAAUCUUGCAAACACAGAUUUCAUUGGCCAACUACCCAGUGCUUAUUCUGUUAACCAGAAGUUGAAUUCAGCGAUUAAGAACCAUUUAAAUGCAGGUUCCCCUUUGACUGGUACUGGGGAUAGGCAAAGUUUAAAUAGAGCUGGAAAUCAAGGGGCUGACCUUCUUUCUCCACUUAUGGAUCCUCGUUAUAUCCAGUACUUGCAAAGAACUUCUCAGUAUGGGGCACGAGCUGCAGCUAGCCCUGAUUCUCUGCUUUCUGGGAACUAUGUUGGUACUCUGCAUGGGGAUUUGGAUGGCCUUCAAAAAGCAUACCUUGAGGCAAUAUUAGCUCAACAGAAGCAGCAGUAUGAACUGCCACUUUUAGGUAAAGCUGCUGCUCUGAAUCAUGGCUAUUAUGGGAAUCCCUCGUAUGGUCUUGGCAUGCCGUUUGCUGGAAAUUCAAUGGCAAAUUCUGUACUCCCCUCUAUUGGUUCUGGAAGUAUACAGAAUGAUAGAACUGCACGUUUUAAUUCAAUGAUGAGAACCUCAACAGGAGCAUGGCCCUCAGAUAUUGGUAAUAAUGUGGAUGGAAGAUUCAUAUCAUCUUUAUUAGAUGAAUUUAAGAACAACAAGACUAGGUGUUUUGAACUCUUAGAUAUCAUUGAUCAUGUUGUUGAAUUCAGUACGGAUCAGUAUGGUAGUCGCUUUAUUCAGCAGAAAUUAGAAACUGCCACAGAGGAAGAGAAGACCAAAAUAUUUCCUGAGAUUAUUCCCCAUGCUCGCGCUUUGAUGACUGAUGUGUUUGGAAAUUAUGUCAUACAGAAAUUUUUUGAGCAUGGUACAGAAAGUCAAAGAGCAGAGUUAGCCAGUCAACUUACUGGUCAUGUGUUGCCUCUCAGUCUUCAAAUGUAUGGUUGCAGAGUGAUUCAGAAGGCUUUGGAAGUUGUUGGUGUGGAUCAGCAGACUGGAAUGGUGGCAGAGCUUGAUGGUUCAAUCAUGAAAUGUGUUCGUGAUCAGAACGGUAAUCAUGUUAUUCAGAAGUGUAUAGAGUGUGUCCCUCAGGAUCGAAUUCUGUUUAUCAUAUCUGCUUUCCAUGGCCAAGUUGUCGCUCUUUCUACCCACCCUUAUGGUUGUCGUGUCAUUCAGAGGGUUCUGGAACAUUGCGAUGAUGUAAAAACCCAACAAAUUAUUAUGGAUGAGAUCAUGCUAUCUGUAUGCACUCUGGCACAAGAUCAAUAUGGGAACUAUGUUAUUCAGCAUGUUCUUGAACAUGGUAAACCACAUGAGCGAUCUGCUAUUAUCAGCAAGCUUGCAGGACAAAUCGUGAAGAUGAGUCAGCAGAAAUUCGCUUCUAAUGUUGUCGAGAAGUGCUUGACUUUUGGUGGGCCUGAGGAACGUCAAAUUUUGGUGAACGAGAUGCUUGGUUCUACUGAUGAAAAUGAGCCAUUGCAGGCCAUGAUGAAAGAUCAAUUUGGAAACUAUGUUGUGCAAAAGGUUCUUGAGACUUGUGAUGAUCGGAGUCUUGAGUUGAUUCUCUCUCGAAUCAAGGUACAUUUAAAUGCCCUGAAGAGGUACACUUACGGCAAACAUAUUGUUUCACGCGUUGAGAAGCUUAUUGCAACUGGAGAAAGGCGCAUAGGAUUACUUUCGUCAUUGGCCGCCUAAAUAAUCCAUGUAUAAAAGCAUAUAUGGCACUCUACUUUUUCUGUGCUGCCACGACAAGACUGGAAAUAGAUGCAAAUUGUACAGCUGACAUGGAGGGUGAGUAAAAAAAAAGUUGAUAGAUAAACACCAAUCCAGUAGUAGUAGGACUAGAGAAUAAGAUGGUGCCUUGUCGAUAUUUAAUUGUAUAUUCAAAGAAGACUUGUUGUAGGGAAGGUUGUGUUGGAUGAACAAGAGCAGAGCAGAGGAUGAGUUAUAAUUUUGGGUAUCCAUUCUGGAAGUGGAUAUAUAGAUUGUAAAGCAGAAGCUAUGGAUGUAAAUGCUUAGAGUGAGUUGCAAUCAAUAUUGAGAAUUUUUGCUUGCAUUUAUUAUGUAAAUAUUACCUCAUAUUCUUAUCUCU